AUGGAGUACAACACGACUUUGAGAAAGAUAGCUGGGAAACCAGGAAAGAAGGACUGGGACUUCAACGUAGAUCCAUGUACUGCUACUGGAACUCGUAACUGGACUAAAAACGACGAAGAUAAUGCUGUCGUCUGCAUGCUUGUCCUCGUGCUGAUGGUCUUUGUCAUGUUAUCAGCACAUUUCGGUUUUCGGAAAUCGGCUGACGGGAACGAUCCCACCGGAGCUAGGAAACAUUUCCACUCUUCUGAGUUUGGAAAAUCCUCAGAGAACCAUCUAAAAGGACAACGCUGUGGUUCGAAACACAGCGAGUUGGAUGAGCAGAAUGAUAGAGAGAAGCAUAGCGCAAGUGAAAUGCUUGAUGUUGAAAUGGGAGGGAUUGAGAAUAACUUUAAAGUUCCUUCACAAGGGCUCUCUGUUGAUAACCAAAGGAAUGAAAAAGGGUUUUCUGCUGGAGCUGUUGUUGGAAUUAUGGUUGGAUUAUGUGUAUUCCUCAUACUGGUGUUACUCAUUAUCCUUCGAAAGAAUGGUAUCCUUUAUGGGAAAGAUUCACAAGACAUAGAUCUUAAGGGCUUGGAUCUUAAAACCGGUAUAUUUACCUUAAAGGAAAUCAAAGCAGCAAUGAACAACUUCAAUGCUGAUAAUAAGAUUGGAGAAGGAGGGUUUGGUCCUGUUUAUAAGGGCAUUCUCAAAGAUGGCAGAAUAAUUGCAGUUAAACAGCUAUCUACUAAAUCAAGGCAAGGAAAUCGUGAAUUUCUAAAUGAAAUAGGCAUGAUUUUUGCUUUGCAACACCCUUGUCUUGUUAAGCUUCAUGGCUGUUGCAUUGAAGGAGAUCACUUGUUGCUCAUAUAUGAGUUUAUGGAUAACAAUAGUCUUGCUCGCGCUUUAUUGGGCCCAGAAGAACUCCAGAUAAAAUUGGAGUGGCCAACAAGACACAAGAUUUGUAUUGGGAUUGCGAGAGGUUUGGCUUACCUUCAUGAAGAAUCAAGAUUUAAAAUUGUUCAUAGAGACAUCAAGGCCACUAAUGUGUUGCUUGAUAAAGAUCUCAACCCCAAGAUAUCUGAUUUUGGUUUGGCCAAGCUUUACGAGGAGGAAAAUACACACAUUAGCACCAGAAUUGCUGGAACUUGUGGUUAUAUGGCUCCUGAAUAUGCAAUGCAUGGAUAUUUGACUAAGAAAGCAGAUGUUUAUAGUUUUGGAAUCGUUGCUUUGGAAAUUAUCAGUGGCAAGAUCAACACCACUCAAAAGUCAGAGGAAGAAUGCUUUUAUCUGCGUGAUUGGGCACAUCAGUUGAAAGACGGAGGUAAUUUGAUGGAUAUGGUGGAUCCAAAGUUGGGUGAGGACUUUAAUAGAGAGGAAAUAAUGACUAUGAUUGAUGUGGCUCUCCAAUGCACUGAAAACAAUCCAAAACUUAGGCCUACCAUGUCUAAAGUGCUUAGCAUUCUUGAAGGCAGGCCUGCUGAUCUGGAGGUAGUCUCAGAUGUUGAAAGUGAGAUUAUGGAUGAUGACUUGAAAUUGAAAUCGGCCAUGAAAGAAGAAGCUGAUAAAGAUGAGACUAAUCAGGCCAUAAACUCGUCAAGCCAUGAGUGUCAGACCACAUCUCAACCCCUUUUAGAAUUCUAUCAGGCCAGUAAAGAUUCUUCUUCCUGAGAGAAAACCAACUAGCUGUAUAUAUCUUAAACAUGGCCUCCUCAAGUUAAACAUGUUUAUCUUACCAUAGUUUGAUGGAUAUAUUACGUUAAUAUUGUACUAUAAAUUCUC
Messenger RNA from Neltuma alba, 1758 nucleotides. Its product is annotated as probable LRR receptor-like serine/threonine-protein kinase At1g53440. Gene Ontology annotation, molecular function: protein kinase activity; ATP binding. The record is from RefSeq and is a predicted model, not a curated record. Bases 1 to 1647 code for a protein of 548 amino acids. NCBI's taxonomy places the organism in Eukaryota, Viridiplantae, Streptophyta, Magnoliopsida, Fabales, Fabaceae. The transcript has 10 exons. Gene Ontology annotation, biological process: protein phosphorylation.